AUAGUCUGAUCUGAACCGUCUGCAAUCCUACUUCUCACACACCUACCGACGUAUCAAGUUGUCGUCUAACCAUUGUGCAUAUUUAACGGCUUUUUCGUUUAUCCAUUUGUUGCGUUUGUAAUUUUUGCGUUGGAGAAAAAAUGGCAGACAUUCCCUCCACUGUGGACGGAGCAUCGGCGGAAACUGCCACUGCUAGUGGCGCUGUAGAAUCGUCAUCAAAAAAAGAGCAAAUCACCGAAAUUGCCAUGAACCUAUUGGUACAAGGUCGUCGCCAUCUCCUUGUAUCUGAUAUUCCAUCUGCCAUUGCUGCUCUAGCAGAAUCAUCUCAGUUACUUGUUGAGCAGUAUGGAGAGUUUGCAGAUGAAUGUGCUGAGUCCUACUACUAUUACGGCAUGGCUCUUUUGGAAAUGGCUCGAACCAAUACUGAUGUCUUAGGAGAUGCUGUAGAAGGGGAAAAAGAAGGUGAAGACAGCUCUGAAUCGGAGGAUGAAGAAAAUGGUGAUGAUGAAGACGAAAGUGAGGAAGAAGAGGAAGAAAAGGUUGCUAAUGGAGAGAUGAAGACAAAUGGAGAAGCUGAGAAAUCAGCGGAAUCUGAAUGUAAGGAGAACAUUGAUGGUUCAAAAGAGGAAAAAUCAAGUUCUGAGGAUGCUCAAGAAAAAAUGAAACCUAAAGAAGAGGAGGGAAAAUCUGGGGAUGUCGAAAUGAAGGAAAGUUCUGAACAGACAAAAGGAAAUGACUCAGAGUUGAACUCGGACAGAAAAGCUCUUGAAGAUAUUGAUGGAAAAUCUGAAGAAACAAUUGUUGCAAAACCCAAAAAUGAAUCAAAAGGCAAAUCUUUGAAGGCUGCUGGCCCUGCUACAGGAGACAAAGUUGAUUCUGCUGAUGAAGAUAUCACAGCAGAUGAAGUUUCAAAUCUUCAACUUGCUUGGGAAGUCUUUGAAUUGGCCAAAAAUAUUUAUCAGAGGAAAGCUGAAACAGAUCCGCUAGCAAAACCAAAGCUGGCCGACGCUCUUAUUAGAUUGGCUGAAGUAGCAAUUGAAUCAGAAAAUUAUGCGUCAGCAAUAGAGGAUUUGCAAAAAUGCCUUGAGAUCCAAAAAGCGUCAUUCCCAGCUGAUAGCAGAUCUGUGGCCGAAACGCACUAUCAACUUGGUGUCGCAUACACAUUUACGACCGACUUCAAGGAAGCUGUGAAUAGUUUUGAAGCGGCGGCGUCUGUAAUCCAACUUAGAAUAGAAAACCUCAAGAAUCCUGCGGAGAAAAAGCCAUCCAUGGAAGAGCCUAAAAACUUGUUUCAUACUAUUGAGGGUGAAAUUGAGGAGCUGGAAACUUUGUUACCUGAUAUUCGUGAAAAAAUUGCCGAUACAAUUGAUUUGGAGAAGGAGGCACUUCGCAAAAUUGCCGAAAACGGCACAAGCGAACCAGGAACAUCUACCAAUUCAGCUGCAGGGAAUGGUAGUAUGGAAACUGAGGUGGCUACACUUUCUGGAGAAUCACCGAGUGCAGGAAAGCCUGCCACCGAUAUCACGCACUUGAUUCGAAAAAAAAGAAAGCCAGAGGACAAUGCUGAAACUGAUGCAUCGGCAGCCAAAAAAAUCUGUCCUGGUGUCGCUGUUGCAGACGCAGCGGUUGUUUAAUCGUCAGAGAAGAUGGAGUAUAACUUCCCCGUGCUCUUCUCAACUCAGUUUUAAAACUUGCUAAUAUUAAUCGUACUCGAAUAAUACAACCUACAUGUUUUUCGUAGUA
Daphnia carinata is the source of this 1743-nucleotide messenger RNA. RefSeq names its product histone-binding protein N1/N2-like. The record is from RefSeq and is a predicted model, not a curated record. The transcript has 6 exons. Gene Ontology annotation, molecular function: histone binding. Lineage: Eukaryota; Metazoa; Arthropoda; Branchiopoda; Diplostraca; Daphniidae. Gene Ontology annotation, biological process: CENP-A containing chromatin assembly; DNA replication-dependent chromatin assembly. Gene Ontology annotation, cellular component: nucleoplasm. Bases 141 to 1634 code for a protein of 497 amino acids.